CUAUUUUCUCCUAAAAAAAAAACCUAACUUUUUCACAGUCGAGAGUUGUUUUGAUACAAUUUUUUACGAAACCUUCUCUUCUUCCCUUCUCUUCUCCCUCUUCUUCCCUUCUCUUCUCCCUCCCUCCCUCUUCUUCUUCUCUCUAUCUAUCUUGUUAUGAUUCCCGCCUACGUUUGUGGGUGUUGAAAUCCAACCAACCAACCCUAAUUUAUUAUCACUCUUUAUUAUUUUCUGAUAACCUACUCACGACCCACUUCCAAGAAUAAAUAAGAAUAUAUGUCCCAAAAUCAAUCAAGGUUUGAUAAGAACGAGUCACACUAUAAAAAGCCAGGUCGAUCUGGAAGUUCAGCUAAUCAAAGGAACUUCUCAGGUGGCGCUGGGAAGGGCGGCGGCGGUUCCGCCCCUCCUCAACCCUCUUCUUCUUCUCCUUCUUUAAAUAAUUCAUCUUCUUCCACAAACAGAAGCUUCAAAAAGUCUAGUAAUGGACAAGGAGGACAACCUAGGACAAAUGCUGUAGGUGCAAAUUCUGAGCCAAAUGUACAACGAGCGCACCCCCAGAAUGGCGCUAAUGUACAACCAAUAUUGCAUGGAGCACCUGAUGCACCAGUAUCAGGCGCUUCAAAUAAGCCAUCAAAUGCACCUGCUCCGAGAAGUAACCGGCCUGCACCAAAGGCUCCAUCUUCUCAAAUAACUGCUGGAGCUUCAGAAUCUACUGCACCUACAACGCCUGCUAAAGGGGACACAUCUAAUGCAUUUGCAUUUCAAUUUGGGAGCAUAAGUCCAGGUUUCAUCAAUGGAAUGCAGAUACCUGCUCGUACUAGCUCUGCUCCACCGAAUCUGGAUGAGCAGAAGCGUGAUCAGGCGCGCCAUGAUUCUUCUGGAGCUGUUCCCGUGUUACCAAUCCCUGCUGCUCCCAAGCAGCAGCAACCUAGGAAGGAUUUGGGUAAAGUUAACCAACCUAGUAGUGGAGAAUCCCCUGUUCCAAAUCAGGCCAAGAGAGAUGUGCAUUCCCAAGGCCCAGUUGUGCCUGUGGUUACGACAAUGCAAAAGCCGCAUGUCCUGCCUGGUACUGGAAUGACAAUGCCAUAUCAGCAGCAACAAGUUCCAGUUGUACCGUUCAUUGCCCCUAGCCCACAAGUUCAGUCGCAGGGUGUGACGGCGUCUGUGCAAAUGCCAAUACCUUUACCUUCCAACCAAAUGCAGCAGCAGGUGUUUGUUCCGAGCCUGCAGGCUCAUCCCCUACAACCACAGGGCAUGAUACAUCAGGCCGGUUUGAGCUUUGCCCCACAAAUUGGUCAUCAGCUGGCUCCUCAGCUGGGUAACCUUCCGAUGGGUAUGGCCCCACAGUUUGCACAGCAACAGGGUGGUAAAUAUGGUGGUACUCGAAAGGCUGUUAAGAUAACUCAUCCUGACACGCACGAAGAGUUGAGACUUGAUAAAAGGACAGAUGCAUAUAUGGAUGGAGGGUCUUCUGGGACGAAGUCACAUUCCAGUGUUACUCCCCAAUCUCAACCCAUUUCGCCAUUUCCGCCUGCCCAUCAGAUCAACUACUACCCUAUGCCAUCAGGUACUUACAACCCUAACAAUAUUUUCUUUCAGUCUCAGUCGUCUGUUCCUUUGAGCACAACUCAAAUGACGACAAGCUCUCCAGCACCUAGAUAUAACUAUCCAGGCAGCCAGGGUGGUCCACCAACCGUGUCUUUUAAGAACCCAUCUGCUCUUAACCCCUUGCAUGUCAAUAAGUCUGGAGGUCAGAUGCACGUGGAAUCAUUAAAUUCAGGGCAAACUCAUGAUACUCAAGCAUUGUCAGGUCUUGCUCCCGCCGCCGCUGUUGACGUUACAGUGAAGCCAGCUCCUGGGGCUCGUGGGGAAAAGUUUAGCUCUUCGGUUACAAUUAGUUCACCUCAUGUUAGCAAGGGUGAAGCAGCAAAAUUACUUGGUCCACCUAAAGCAGCUGGCCUGCAAUUUCCACAUGAAAUGACUACAGAUUACUCUGUUCAGCAAUCAAAAUCUGUGCUUGAACCAGUGAGCUCUGUUUCACCUUCAAUCACUAUCAAGGAUCCGUCUGCAGCAUCCGUCUCUGUGUCAGCGCAGAAACUGCCAUCCAGUAACUAUUCCUCUUCUGUUGUACCUCAGGAUGAAUCUUCAUCUCUUGGAGCCAACGCAGAAGGUAGAAGAAGAGAAAACGUUAGAAGGUCGGACUCUUUCAAGGAUCAUUUGAAGAGGACAACUAAGAAAGAUUUACAGGACUCUCAUUCACAACGCCAGGAAAAUGCCUCGGACUCUGUUGGUGCUUCUAAGUCUUUUUCGUCUGUUGUCUCUGGUGAAGUUGCAAAACGCCCUGAAAGUAGUCAGGAUCCACCUUCAGAGGUAGUUAAGUCAUCAACUAGUGGUUCUGAUGCUUCUGAAGAAUUAAAUGGUGCAACGAAUGGUGAGGGGUCACCCAGUGAACCAUUCAGCACUUGUGACCUUGGACGUGCAAAAGAAAAUGAGCAACCACUGGAAAUUCUAGUGAAAGAAAAAUCCUCACCGGAGCCGAAGUCAUCUGACAUUUCAGAAGACAAUGAACAUAAAGACGGAUCCAGAGGGAAAGAAGAAAACACCAGUGGAGAUUCUAGUUCCGCAGAAGCUGAGCAGGUGAUGGGAAAAACUGCUGCUUGUAGCUCUGAAGAUAACAUGGUGACAGGUGACGAUCUUGCACUAGCUUCCAGUGAUGCCAUAAAUGCUUGUACUUCUGUUUCACUUCCUGUAUCUCGAGAUAUUGCUACAGCAGCUGUGGAUUCACUUACAGUUGUAAAUGAAACCGCUGGUGGGAUAGAAGUAUCCAUGAAUGAUUCUGGUUUAUCACACCCAGACCCUGCUCCUGUUCUGUCACCAGCUUCAUCAGAAGUUAAAUCUGAGUUUGAAAGCAAAAACACCGAAAGUUCUGUUUCUGAUUCAAUUUCCACUUCAGGGGCUGUUUCUAAGGAUAAGCCCGAACUAACUAGGACGAAGAGCAACAUCACUGCGAAAGCCAAAAAAAAGAGGAAAGACAUUCUCAAGGCUGCGGAUGCUGCUGGAUCAAGUUCUGAUCUUUAUAAUGCGUACAAGGGUCCAGAGGAAAAGCAUGAAGCAUCUGAAAUUCUGGACAGUUCUCACAAUGCUAGUUCAAAUCUUGGACCUGGCGAAGAGGCGGAAAGGAUGUUACAGCCAGAAAAAGAUGCAGAGAGUAAAGCUGAGCCAGAUGAUUGGGAAGAUGCUGCAGAGAUUUCUACUCCAAAAUUGAAGAUCUCUGAUGACGGGAAGCAACUUGAUGGAGAUGGGAGUGGUGGUACUAGCAAAAAGUAUAGCAGAGAUUUUCUCCUGACAUUUUCAGAGCAAUGCAAUGUACUUCCCACAAACUUUAAUAUUGGUCCUGACAUAGCAGAUCUUGAUGAGUACUCAAGUAGCUUUUCUCAUCAUGUUGAUCGAGAACCAUAUCCAAAUUCUGGAAGAGUUGGUGAUAGACCGAGUGGGGGACCUCGGCCAGAUCGACGUGGCGGUGGUACGUUGGAUGAUUGGAACCAGGCCCCUGGUCAGUCUGCAGGAAGGGAUCCGCGCAUGGAACCAAUCAGGCACGCAGGAGGUUCUUCCGGAGGUUUUCGGCCUCAAGGAGGAAAUCAUGGCGUAUUAAGGAAUCCUCGGGGACAUCCACCUGGACACUAUACUGGUGGUAUUCUUUCUGGGCCAAUGCAACAUAUGGUACAACAGGGUGGGAUGCCAAGAAACAACUCCGAGGAAGGUCCGUGGAAACAUGCUAGGGGUCUUAUUCCUCCUCCUCUAACUCCACUGCAAAUAAUGCACAAAGCGGAGAGAAAGUAUGAAGUUGGUAAAGCAUCUGACACGGAGGAGGUUAAACAAAGACGGUUAAAGGCUAUCCUCAAUAAACUAACUCCACAAAAUUUCGAGAAGCUUUUUGAGCAAGUGAAAGAGGUUAACAUUGAUAAUGCUGUCACACUUACUGGCGUCAUCUCACAGAUAUUUGACAAAGCUCUUAUGGAGCCAACCUUUUGUGAAAUGUAUGCAAACUUCUGCUUCCAUCUUUCCAGUGAGUUGCCGGAUUUCAGCGAAAACAAUGAAAGAAUCACCUUCAAGAGAGUGCUUUUGAACAAAUGUCAAGAGGAAUUUGAGAGAGGUGAAAGAGAACAAGCGGAGGCUGAUAGAGUUGAGGAGGAAGGUGAGGCUAAAAUGUCUGCCGAGGAGAGGGAAGAAAAGAGGGUCCAAGCAAGAAGGCGGAUGCUGGGUAACAUUAGAUUGAUUGGUGAGUUGUACAAAAAGAGGAUGUUGACUGAGAGAAUUAUGCAUGAAUGCAUCACUAAGUUACUAGGUCAGUAUCAGAAUCCAGAUGAGGAAGACAUUGAAGCUCUAUGCAAACUGAUGAGCACGAUAGGGGAGAUGAUAGAUCAUCCCAAAGCGAAGGACCACAUGGAUGCAUAUUUUGAUAUGAUGUUGAAGCUAUCUAACAACAUGAAGUUAUCAUCUAGGGUAAGAUUCAUGUUGAAGGACUCUAUUGAUUUAAGGAGGAACCAUUGGAGGCAAAGAAGAAAAGUUGAAGGGCCGAAAAAGAUAGAGGAUGUGCACAGAGAUGCUGCCCAAGAACGGCAAGCACAGACAAGUAGGCUCGCUCGUGGUCCAAGCAUGGGUGGUGGUUCGGCAAGAAGACAACCUAUGGAUUUUGCUCCUAGAUCGAACAUGCUAUCUUCUCCAAACUCGCAGAUGAGUGGUCUCCGUGGUAUGCCACCUCAACCUCGUGGAUAUGGUGGCCAAGAUGCCCGCUUCGAGGACAGACAUCUUUAUGAGAGCAGGCCUUUGACAGUUCCAUUGUCUCAAAGGCCUAUUGACGAUGAGUCUAUUACCCUUGGACCACAAGGUGGACUUGCUAGGGGAAUGUCCAGAGGAGGACAACCAAUAAUAUCAGGUGUUCCUUUAGUUGAUGCUUCCCCUGUUCCUGGAGAUCCUAGAAGGUUUGGGGCUGGUCCAAAUGGUUACAGUUCAAUGUCAGAACAAUCACCAUAUGACCUAAAAGAGGAUCUUGCACCACGAUAUAUACCAGACAGGUUCUCAGGAAUACCUGUCUAUGACCAAUCAAACUCAAUGGAGCGUCCUACAUUUUUUGGCAACCGGGAUCCACGGCAGGUUGACCGCCCUACUGAUAGGUUCACACCUCCUUCUGCACGGGUGCAGGGAUCUACUACUGCCACACCAGUAGUUGUUCCGGAAAAAGUGUGGCCUGAAGAACGAUUGCGUGACAUGUCGAUGUCUGCAAUUAGAGAAUUUUACAGUGCCAAAGAUGAGAGGGAGGUCGCAUUAUGUGUCAAAGAAUUGAAUUCUCCAAGUUUCUACCCAUCCAUGGUAUCCAUAUGGGUAACAGAUUCUUUUGAGAGGAAGGACAUGGAGAGGGAUCUGUUGGCAAAUCUUCUCGUUAGCCUUAAUAGAUCACAUGAUAGCUUGCUAACUGAAGGCCAGCUAAUAAAAGGGUUUGAGUCUGUUUUCUCGACUCUGGAGGACGCUGUGAAUGAUGCUCCCAAAGCGGCCGAGUUCCUUGGUCGUAUCCUUGGUAAAGGCAUAAUGGAAAAGGUAGUUCCUUUGAGAGAAAUUGGGCGUCUUAUAAAAGACGGCGGGGAGGAACCAGGACGCCUUCUUGAGUUAGGUCUAGCAGCAGAAGUUCUAGGAACCAUCCUUGAGAUGAUAAAGUUGGAGAAAGGAGAGUCAGUCUUGAAUGAAAUCCAUAAAAGCUCCAAUAUAAGGCUGGAGGAUUUUCGAGCCCCAGCUCCCUCCAAAUCAAGGAAACUAGAAGCAUUUAUGUAGAGGACAGAGGAUGAUGCUAGUUGUUUCUUCUAACAAGAAGAAAGGUAGUUGGGACAUUGGCGGGACUUUUUCUAUCUAAAAAAGUUAUCUUUCUCAUCAUCCAGGGCCAACUUUUACAUCUUUGCCUGUUUUUUAUUAUUAUUAUAAUUUGUUAUUAUUAUUAUCUGUCCAA
This is a messenger RNA of Papaver somniferum (opium poppy), 5998 nucleotides long. Its product is annotated as eukaryotic translation initiation factor 4G-like. The record is from RefSeq and is a predicted model, not a curated record. Gene Ontology annotation, cellular component: eukaryotic translation initiation factor 4F complex. NCBI's taxonomy places the organism in Eukaryota, Viridiplantae, Streptophyta, Magnoliopsida, Ranunculales, Papaveraceae. Gene Ontology annotation, molecular function: protein binding; mRNA binding; translation initiation factor activity.